AUGACUCGACCAGACAUCUCCUUCAGUGUUCAAACAUUUAGCCAAUUUUUACAGAAGCCUAAAAAAUCUCAUAUGGAAGCUCUACUCAGAAUUGUAAGAUAUCUAAAGCAACAACCAGGAGAAAGAAUUCUUCUGUCCAGCAAAUGCAAUAAUGAAGUUACAACAUACUGUGAUGCUGAUUGGGCAGCCUGCCCUCACUCUAGAAAAUCUGUAUCUGGUUAUUUGAUCAAACUUGGUGAGUCAUUAGUUACUUGGAAGUCUAAGAAACAAACUACUGUUUCCAGAAGCUCAGCAGAAGCUGAAUAUAAGAGUCUUGAAUCAAUAGUAGCAGAGUUAAUUUGGCUACUUGGACUACUAAAAGAACUGGGAAUUGAUGUUAAACACCAUGUGAAUGUUUAG
This is a messenger RNA of Nicotiana tabacum (common tobacco), 399 nucleotides long. The record is from RefSeq and is a predicted model, not a curated record. NCBI's taxonomy places the organism in Eukaryota, Viridiplantae, Streptophyta, Magnoliopsida, Solanales, Solanaceae.